AUGGAUUUUAUCACACGUUUGAAGCAAUUGAGUGAUUUUGUGUUUAGGGUUUUUGUGUUUGGGACUUUGAAGCAAGUUUUUGAAUUUUCGGGGCUGUUCUUGUUGUUGGGUUUUGGGUUAAAGCUCUUGCAAUUUGAUUGGUUUUACUUUUUUACCGGUUCGGUCCGGUUUCUUGGUGAUUUAAGAGGAAAAUUAGGUGGGUUUUGUUCACAGAGUGAUUUUGACGAGAAUGUCAGUUCAAAAUGCAAAUGUGGGUCAAGGAAUACUAAUGCACCCAUAGUCGAUAAAAUGGAGGAAAAUACAGAAAAUUUGAAUAUAUUUACUGUUGUUGAUGAAGAAGUAAUUCCAGAUUAUGAUGAAGAAUGUGAUGCUGAUGAAAAAGAGUAUAGUGAUAGAGUUGAAGAAUUUGAUAUUUUAGAAUUGAAGAAACUUGUAAAGAUUGAGAGGAAGAGAGCAAGUGUAGCUUAUGCAGAACUUGAGAAGGAAAGGGCGGCUUCUGCCACUGCAGCUGAAGAAACAAUGGCUAUGAUUUUGAGACUUCAGAAUGAGAAGAGUUUGAUCGAAAUGGAAGCUAAUCAGUACCGUACAUUGGCUGAACAGAUGCAACUCCAUGAUCAAGAAGUGAUUAGAUCAUUGAAGUGGCUUCUACUGAGUCAUUCAUCAGAAAAUAAUCUUUUGGAAGAUCAGUUGAGACUGUGUAUGAGAAAGUUGAAACAUUUUGUCAAGAAUGAUGAAUGUGAAGGAGCCGAAGAAGGUUCGAGUUCUUUGAAUCUCAGGAUUGAGGAUGCCAUUGAAGAUGUGUUCUAUAGCUCACUUGACAUGAAUUUGUUGCAGGAGAAUUAUAGACAAUGA
This is a messenger RNA of Fraxinus pennsylvanica, 852 nucleotides long. The record is from the annotation of a GenBank genome assembly. NCBI's taxonomy places the organism in Eukaryota, Viridiplantae, Streptophyta, Magnoliopsida, Lamiales, Oleaceae.